Nothobranchius furzeri (turquoise killifish) is the source of this 1152-nucleotide messenger RNA. NCBI's taxonomy places the organism in Eukaryota, Metazoa, Chordata, Actinopteri, Cyprinodontiformes, Nothobranchiidae. The record is from RefSeq and is a predicted model, not a curated record.
AUGUGUGUAUAUGUGUAUGCUCGUCCGAGUCCAGUGCAGUUGUCCCAGCCCUGUCUCCGACAGCCCUUCGUUAUAACGGCAGCUUUUAUCGGUUUGGAGUCUGAUGCUGUGGCACAUCCUGUAGAGCUCCUCAACCUACUGCAGCCUCAGGGCAUGUCACCACAUCACCUGUCCCUGAAGGUGGCCAUGCCCAUCAUGCUCAUGCAUAACCUCAACCCAUUAUACGGACUUGCUAAUGGCACCAGGUUCAUCAUCAAAGCAGUCCUGCGCCAUGCCAUCCAGGCUGAGGUCAUCACAGGCACCCACAUUGGCAGACAGGUUCUCAUCCUCAGGAUCCCCAUCAUGCUUUCAGACAAUCAGCUUCCCUUCACCCAAUUCCUCAUCAAGCCCGCCUUUGCCAUAACUAUCAAUAAGUCCCAGGGCCAGGCCUUGGACAAGCUCAGAAUCUUCUUGCCAUGGCCGGUGUUCUCCCAUGGGCAGCUGUACGUCGCUGAGUCGAGGGUUGGAGAGCAGGAAGGAGUCAAGCUGUUGGUGGUCAAGAAGGAGGGCACCCCGACAAGCAUCAUAGACAAUGCAGUGUACACAGAUUCCUCAGAACUGAGUUUGAUAACUACAUCAACCAAUGGCCAUUAGAUUAUAUAAUUCCUCAAAUAAACACUGUAUUUAAACACCAUUAUCUCAAGUUGCUUCCUAAAUGUAUGUGCCACCGCUAUUGUGCUCUUUGUAAGUUUCAGCCCCAGCUCUGUCAGCACAGCCCUGAUGAAAAGGGACUAGGGCAACCGAUCGCACCUUUUACAAUAUAAUCGUAUAAUCCAUACACGUGCACGGGUGCACAAACCAGUAAUCCUAAAUUCCUUUUCAGUACAGUUGCCAAACUUACACAGAAUCAUAGCUCUGAGCCAUCUAUUCCCUUAGCCUUCUACAGCAUCUACUUUAUGGGAUUCUUCACGAAUAAAUUGAUUCUAUUAGAAGCAAAAUCUUUAGCAUCCUCCCUAAUGCAAUUUCAUCUUCCUCAGUAAGUGAGGCAGCAUCAGAGGUGACUGUAGAACCUCAUCUGUGUUUGAACCGUUUUGAUCCAGUUGAGCUUUCAGAGUUAUCAAAAAUAUGAACUUCAUCUAAACCUUCAAUUUGCAUUUUAGAUCCAAUCCCAAC